AUGGAGACGAAGAGGAGGAAACCCCUUCUGAUUUGCUCUAUAGCGACCGCCACUGUCGUCGCUAUAGCCAUCCUCGUCGCCAUAACCCUAGCGUUCACCGUGUUCAAGCCCCGCGACCCGGCCGUCAAAAUCUACCUAGUGGGUCUGCGCAAACUCGGCGCCGACGAUUUGCUAUCGGGCCGGAACGUCACGACGGAUAUGGUGAUCGGAAUUAGCAACCAGAAUUACGCCGGUUUCAAGUACGCCAACGCGACGAGCUUGGUGACAUAUAGCGACGACUUGGUGGUGGGCGAGGUGCCCGUCCCGGGGGGCGAGAUCCGGGCGCGGUCAGACGUGAACGUGACGACGUCGGCGGUGCUGAUCCCGGCGAAGCUGAUGAAAAGCAGGGCGGCGCUUGAAGAGGCGUUGGUGAGCAAGGCACUGAAGCUGAAGGCGGCGGUGAUGUUGCACGGGACGUCGUCGUUUUGUGGGGUGAAGGUGAAGACGUCGGUGUACACGGAGUGCCAUCUCACGGUUGUGCUUGGGAAGGUGCCGAGAGGGGAGAGCUGGUGUUGGAGCAAGCUGAAAAUAAAUUAA
Linum tenue is the source of this 576-nucleotide messenger RNA. The record is from the annotation of a GenBank genome assembly. Lineage: Eukaryota; Viridiplantae; Streptophyta; Magnoliopsida; Malpighiales; Linaceae.